Salvelinus fontinalis (brook trout) is the source of this 4725-nucleotide messenger RNA. RefSeq names its product protein BEAN1-like. The transcript has 7 exons. Bases 929 to 1705 code for a protein of 258 amino acids. The record is from RefSeq and is a predicted model, not a curated record. Lineage: Eukaryota; Metazoa; Chordata; Actinopteri; Salmoniformes; Salmonidae.
CUUAUGUCAUUUGUAAACAAACGCCAGUGUUGGCACAUGACUGUCGCUAUCCUCUUGUCAUCCAAAUUAAAUAUCAUGGCAUUAUAAUACUGUAUGUUGGAUAACUGAGCGCUGCAAACGAGCUACUACGUUCGCAGCCAUGGCGGGACAUAGAAGAUGCUUCUUGCUGCAGAGUGUUUGAUUUGACGGCUUUUAAAGGCAUUUUGUUUACAUGCUCGAUGGUUACACUGUGAAUUUUAGAAAAACUCUAGUAUUAUCGAGUAUCUACCGGAAGUUUAAUGAGUGAUAUACAUGCUAUUUUGCCCAGGUGGACAAUGUCUCCGGUCGACGGCACGCGUGUUUGAGUUUGAAUUUGGACCAGGGAAAGGUGUUCUGAGGGUUUUCACACCAGAUAUUAAUGUCACCGUAAGAUAUCGUAACCCUUUUAAUCACGAUGUUUUCUUCGAAUUAAACAAGUAAUAUUUCUGCUGGCAUUGGGUAGGGAGGCUAUCCGAAAUCGAAGGACAAGAAAACACCUGCAUUACAUGGGGAUAUUUUUAUACCGGUUGGUGGCUCUAGCACUGCACACUCCCCUUGUCUGUGGCACCUCAAACGCCAUUGAAGUUGUCAGGAACUACUCCAAAGCCUAUGAGGACAUCGCCCUUCUGUGCAGAAGAGAGGAGCUCAAGUUCGGCACCUGCCUCAUUAACCGGCUGUAAUGUUACUAUAAGAAGGACUGUGGAAGGGAGUACAUGUUGAUGAAACUAAUCUGCUCAGUUCUGAUGAAAAGGGUGAAGGGGAUUUGAGAAGAGCCACUAAUGGCUGAAGUUGGGUUUCUGCCUCCUGAGCUGACAUGAAAGAGUUCCACCCCGUGUAUUUAAAAAUUCUAACGGGUUGAGGAUUAAAUAUUAAACACUGCAGACUUGAGAAUCUAUUCCUCCGCUGAGGAAUGAAAAUCUUGGGAGUGUUCCUGACCUGCGGUCCACAGAGAGUGAGCUCGAACCAGAGCAGUGCCCAUGAGUACCCAGACUGCCGUGAUGGGGGCAGCGAGGCCAGCCUGCUGGUGUCACCGCUGGUGGUGGCUGGCAUCGUCAUCGGCCUGGUGCUCUUCCUGUCCUGCGUUACCAUCAUCGUGGGCAGCCUGCGCAAAGACAGCCGUCUGCGCAACCCCCACCUGCGGGCCAGCUAUGCUCCGGAUGGCUUUUCGUACGGCGGCUCCAUCGGGGAGCUGAGGUCAACGUGUAUCGAGGAGUUCCCUCCAGCGUUUGACUUUGAUUCCUACGUGGAGACUCUAUCACAAGUCAAUGUGAUGUAUCCAGACUCCCCGCCUCACUAUGAUGAAUGUGUGGGACCAGGUGCGACACAGAUAUACGUCCCCACAGACGACCCCCCUCCGUAUUCCCUCACGGACCCCUGUCAGCGGGGCCACCAGCAGGCCACCUACACCAGCUUGGAGAUGGAGGAGCCGUCUGCUGGAGCCUCUUGGGUGUCCGCCAGCAGCGCCGCCGCCUCCCACUACCCAAUCGGACUGCACGAGCUCAGGCAGCAGCCAAUAUCCUCCAUCUCCCUGUCAGCGUUCCCCCUGGAGGAGGCGCCCCCGUACGAGGUGGUGGUGAGCAGGCAGAACCAGCCCAUCCCUCUGAUGCCCAUGGACCUGCUCAAACACCCCUCAGAAGACAGCCAUAGUCCCCAGAGAGCCCGGGCUGUCGCACACAGGAUCCUGUAGAGUUGACUGGGCUAGUCCUCUCCAAUGCUCUUUGUGCAGACAGCCACACACACACACACACACACAAACACACACACACACACACACACACACACACACACACACACACACACACACACACACACACACACACACACACAGACACACACACACAUACACACACACACACGCACCUCCCAGUCUGAGUAGGACAGCCUAACUCUCUUCUGCUUCUUCCAGUGUCCCUUUGUGCAUGACAGGCAGUAUCAAAAAGAGAAUUACUUUCUGGACCGAAGCUGAAAGUUUGGGUUGAACCUAAACUAAGUCGGCGCCUUCCUCUCCUUCCCCUACCUCUUGGAUAAGCUGUGUCCCCCAACUCUAAGAUGUUACCCGCACCACUCCUCACUCUAUAUCCCUUUACUACUGGGGCACUGCCAUGAAAUCACAGGGCUACUACUGGUAAACUGGGGCUGGGAGUAUGGUCUUUCUGUCCAGAGGGAAUUCACUUCAUACUGUAAAUUGGUCUCAGGUUAGGAGGCAUUCAAGCAUUUAGGAAGCAUUAUCAAAGUCUGUUUUUAGUACACAAAAAACACUAGAGGUAACCUGAAGUGGUUUCACAUAGAUAUUCUGUAUGUACUGUUGGAUUUUGUUGUGUUGUAAUGGAAUUGCUCUUGAUAAAAAACACCAUAGAAAGAAUGACUAAUUUCACAUUCCAUCACAUAUCCAUAUGGUUUUAUUAAUAUUUUCUACAUCAAAAUAAUAUUUGAUUUAUAUUUAGCUGACUUUAGGACUCCCACAGUCUGUAAAAUGUCCAGUAAUUUCAACUGAUAAAUAUACCCCAGUGUUAUACACUCUUAGAAAAAAAGGUGCUAUCUAGAACCUAAAAGGGUUCUUUGGCUGUCCCCAUAGGAGAACCAUUUGAAGAACCCUUUUUGGUUCCCAGUAGAAUACUUUUGGCUCCAUGUCGAACCCUUUCCAAAGAGGGUUCUACCUGGAACCCAAAAGGGUUCUACCUAGAACCAAGAAGGAUUUGCCUAUGGGGACAGCCAAAGAAACAUUUUGGAACCCUUUUUUCUAAGAGUAUUGGUAUUUUUUAAAUAAAUUAUUUUUGUGGUAUACGGUUUUAUAUGGUUUCUGGAUAUAAACACGUUCAUAUGAGCUGGAAAUUCUGUCUAUUCUCUAUAAUUAGGUUUCCCCUCUGGGGGCUGAGGUCCAUUUAGAUCCCAACUGCUCUGUUUCAGUCUCCAAACGUGCACUGCCACACAUUCCUCUUCUCUCUCUCACUACUCCUCUUUUGUGAAGAGCUUUUUUGAGUGUUCACAAGCGAAAUUACUAUGAACGUGACCCAUUCGCCAGUACAAUAUAGCUUGUAGCAGAGAUACAAUGGUAUUUGACAAUUGGUGGGAAGGAAAAAUUAUAUUUGCACACAGUUUACUGUGAUGAGGGAUUUAAUAUACUUUAGUACUGACAUUUUUGAUAUUAUAAUAAAUAAACAAUUCAUUUUUUCAAAAUAUUAUUCAGCCUAAACACAUUGUAUUUUUCAAUAUGCUGGAAUAUUUUUAAUGCUUCCAAAUUAUUAUUCAGUAUUUCGUUUUUAGUUGUGAGUAGUCAUUGUACAGAUAAACUGUCUUCAGUUUAACUGUUUUUACAUGUCUGUCAUCCAUGUAUAAAUGGUAUAAAAAUGACUGUGCCUGCCAAGCACUAAGUCUAAGACUGUUAGACUGCUUAACAUUGUAGCCACAAUAACUUGCAACUGAUUAACAAAUCAAGAGCUUUCCUUUUCCAAAUAGCUUGUUAUUUUUCAAGGCUUGUGUUACUUUGUUAAGUUAUUCAGAUAAGUCUAUGUUCAUCAUUGAAACCCCAGAAAAAGCACACUCAGCGGAAAAUGUGACAUAAUGUCCAUAUUUUGUGUAUAAAACCGUAUUUGUGGAGUCAAUGACCCCGUCACCUUUGCAUUUGGCCCCAGAACUUGGUAUCUCUGUUCCAGCCCCCCUCUCUUUCUCAUAGUCUCCCUCAUGUAUCUUACCAAAUCCCUUAUUGUGAAGUGAUAUCCUCACUGAUGAACCCUUAAAGAAUAUUUUAUAUAUAAAUUAGUCGCAUGAUUGCAUUGCUGGCAUUGUGGAUAAAAGUUAUAAAGAGAUGAGUAUUUAUUUAGAAUAGCUUUAACAAUAAUGUGUAUAACUGUGGAAAGACUACUAUUAAAUAGUUGUUGUGAGAUUCAACCGAAUGUAGAUGUCCUACAACACAGAUGCUUCGCACUAGACAGAAACGUCUAAAGAUGAAAGAUCAACAGGUUCUUUUUCUUGCGUUACAUUCUUGUGCCAAUCGUCAUGGAAUGGAUUUGACUUUGGGAGAGUUUGUUAAAUGGCUUUUAAAAACCAAAUGCUGUUCUCAUCACUUGUUAAUACAUAGUCUAUGUGUGGUCGGAAUUGUCAUGUCAAGCCCUAUAAAUAAAGCAAUGUUUGGGCUAAAAAUGAUGUGUUAAUAACUUGACAAUGAGCAUUUGUGCUUAUGGUUAUGUAGCUACUGCAAAUCUAGCGAUGCUAUACAAUAAUAAUGAUGGACUUGUGUUUCAUCAACUGAAAUCGAAAAGUGCAAUGCAGUGAAUAGUACAACGUAUUAGAUUGUGUGCAUUGUGACACACACAGAGGCAUCUAGAAAUGCAACUUUACCUGCCUUUACAAGUCAGUAGAAAUGCACUGUAACUGUGUUGGAAGACCUAGUCCAAUACCUGUUGAGGUAAAACUGCAAUGCGGUUCACUCUGGUCUUACAUGCUGUUUUGUCUUUGUUGUUUACUUCCUUUUGGUAGCACAAUAGGUACAUGUCCAACAUAAAUGUGAAUCAAUGUGUAAUACUGUAUAUGUACACUUCCAAUGUAUAGUUUCCCUUUAAGUCCCACUGUUGUGCACAACUGUCCUGUGUGACAAAGAUGAUUGUUUCCUAUAAUCACAGUCAUCAACGUAAAUCCAUGUUUUGUAUUAGAGCUUUUAUUAAUUUCUUAUAUUGGGGAAAGUAAAUAAAUUUGACCUCUAUGAUUUGA